GGGCAUGAGUGCCCUUGUGGCAAUUAAAAUGACUGUGCUCCUUAAUAAAUCCUGUGAGAUAUGAGGUAACUACUUCAGAAUUGCCAAUCAUUGUUUUUAUAUGUUCUUCAAUUUCGCCUUCUUUGUUUGGAUGCAAUAAUCAGUGAUGCUCUUCAAGAAAGUAUCUCUACAUGGCAAAAGAUAGAAAAUUCCCUUAACAGUGUCUCUCAGGAAGAAUCUAUGAUACCUUGACAGUUCCUGAUCAUAGGCUUUCCUAACAACUGAUGAGAGUGACUCCUCCUUGUCAGCAUGAAGGUUCUCAAUGAUUCUCUACAGAAGGAGAAUAAACCUCAGUAAUUUUUCGAUACUCCUGCAUGAGACAAUAUGCUUGUAGAAUUGAGACUUCUUGUCAAAUCAAAAGGACUAGCUAUUGAUUCCUUUUCCUUUCCCCAGGCCUUAGAAGAUUUCAACUUCAAAGAACUUCUCUACUGACUUGAUUUCCUCUCCUUUUACGAUCCACUUCUCUCUAUUUUCCUUAACAAUCUUGCACUUAGCAAUGGUUAGCAAAACCCUACAUUGACUAGCUUGCCUAUAGCUUUAAGCAUGAGGACGAAGCACUCUCAGUUCUCACAGAGCAGGUUAAUAUCUAUUGAUCCUCAUCUUUCAGAGACAUCCUUGGACAUAUCGAUAAUUUUAUGCAGGUCAAAUGUACCCAUCUCCUUCCAUAUUUGCCAAAUUUAGGCAAAAUUUU
Messenger RNA from Moneuplotes crassus, 730 nucleotides. The record is from the annotation of a GenBank genome assembly. NCBI's taxonomy places the organism in Eukaryota, Ciliophora, Spirotrichea, Euplotida, Euplotidae.